GACCACAGGCUGUGCGAGAUUUUGUUAUUGUUUGCUGCUUGAUCGAUGUGUCAUGUCGGAUGGGAGAGGUCUUCACACACGUGAUUCGCAGUCUAAACUUUUAUCGAAUAGCAGCGCUUCGAGCGGUGACGAAGCGGUGGCACAGAUUAGCGACAUGCGCUGUGUCGACUUCGAGAAAAGCGUCGUGCCCAACCGAGAUUACGUGUUUGUCAUUGAAGUGACGUGGAGUGACGGCAGAACAUUUCGCAUCAGACGCAAUCACGAAAAACUGUUCCAAUUUCAAUGUCAGUUGCUGGACGCGUUUCCACAACAAGCAGGAAGAGACGAGUCUUCUCGAAUCUUACCAUUUCUGCCUGGAAAGAAGCUGUUUCGAGGCAACAGCAAAAGCGUUGCCGUGCAGAGGUUUCCUAAGAUUCGAGAUUAUGUCGAGAAGCUCAAGUGUCUACCGGACGAGAUUGUGCAUAGUGACUUGGUGAGAGGCUUCUUCUCUCCUCAAGCAGAGGACACCGUCCGAUCGAGAAGUACGGAGGUUCUGAAUAAAUUUACGGACGACGUCAGCGGACAGAUGAAAAGUCAUACUUUACCAAGUGAUGCAAGACUGCCUGAUUCUGAUGAUGAAGAAGCAUUUACUGCAACACCAGCUAUGCAGAGUGAAUUCAGACUCUUGACCAUGUAGAAUCCUGUACAUUCAAGGAUCGAGUUGAUCAUAACUUUGUAUGUCUUCAUUCUUGGCUGAUAAAUUUUAGAGACAUUAUUUUUAUGGAAGCCAACUAUUGAAUGUGAUAUUAUAAUAAGAGGCACAUUGCC
Molecule: messenger RNA, 807 nt
Organism: Corticium candelabrum
Lineage: Eukaryota; Metazoa; Porifera; Homoscleromorpha; Homosclerophorida; Plakinidae
Product: SH3 and PX domain-containing protein 2B-like
Exons: 3
Coding region: 53-676 (207 amino acids)
Biological process (GO): superoxide anion generation
Cellular component (GO): cytoplasm
Molecular function (GO): phosphatidylinositol binding; superoxide-generating NADPH oxidase activator activity
Source: RefSeq, a predicted model, not a curated record